CAGAGGGAGUUGUAAAGCCCUUCCGGGUUGAGCGACUUUGUGAUCCCGGGUGGCAGUGAGGUUUUCCGGUGAGGGAUCAGGCUGUCCUCGGCGACGCACUGCCUGAAUGGCAGAGCAAUGGAAGGUCGGUCGCUGGUAUUUUGAGAUCGGACACCUGCACUCGCGCUACGUACCUUUCCCUUUUUGGUCGGCAGCCCGCCUGUACGCAGAGCCUGCGACAUCUAACGCCCCCCCCCCCCCCCAACCCAGGGGAAUCUGGGUCACCUGCUGUUUGACCACCCGGUGGGUCAGGUCUGCACUUCAAUCGGCUAGAGAUGAUCAUGAUCAGAGUAUGCACAAGCUGAAGUCGUCGCAGAGGGAGAAGCAUCGGCGGUUUAUCUCCUCCACGCAGGCAGGCGACGGGACGGCUGUGCCCUGCCUGAUUCACAAUGACUGGAAACUAGAAGUCGCCGUCGACAGCUAUUACCCCAACCCAGCCUCGCACUACGAAGACUCCAUGAAAACCCCGGUGGACCGCAAGAAGCUCGAACAGCUCUACAACCGAUACAAAGACCCGCACGAUGAGAAUAAGAUAGGCAUCGACGGGAUCCAGCAGUUCUGCGAUGACCUAAGCCUGGACCCGGCCAGCAUCAGCAUCCUGGUGGUGGCCUGGAAGUUCAGAGCGGCCACGCAGUGCGAGUUUAGCAGGAAGGAGUUCUUCGACGGGAUGGUGGAGCUCGGCUGCGACAGUCCGGAAAAACUCAAGUCCAUCCUCCCCAGGCUGGAGCAGGAGCUGAAAGACACGGGGAAGUUUAAAGACUUCUACCAGUUUACGUUCAGCUUCGCCAAGAACCCAGGCCAGAAAGGGUUAGAGCUGGAAAUGGCCGUGGCGUACUGGAAUCUAGUCCUCACAGGCCGAUUCAAGUUCCUGGAUCUAUGGAUCCGCUUCCUGCUGGAGCAUCACAAACGCUCCAUUCCCAAAGACACCUGGAACCUCCUCUUGGACUUUGGCCACAUGAUCGCAGACGACAUGUCAAACUACGAUGAAGAAGGUGCCUGGCCCGUGCUCAUCGAUGACUUUGUGGAGUUUGCUCGGCCGAUUUUAGCAGGAAAUAAACGCAACGCGACGUAAUAUUCGUCGCAGCUCCGCCGUACGCAGGACGCCGUUCUGUUUCUUCCACUUUUUUUUUUUUUUUCCCUAUUUAAUGAAAGUAUGAUACAGGGUAGCCUAAAGAAACUGCUUACAAUGAGUUGGUUGCCUGCAAUUUCCUGAUAAUUUUUCUGCUGCAUAAGAUGCCUUUGAAAGAGGGGGAGGGGGAGGGGGAUGCAGAAGUUGUUUCUUUAAACAAAUGUAACUUAUCUAGAGCAGUCCGACCUGUGAAGCUGAAGCUGUGAGAACAGCGGUUUGCAAUGAGAGGUCCGUUGGUACGUUAUCUUUGUCAAAUGUGUCAACUGGUUCUUAUGCAGAUUGUUCUUUAUUUAAACAGUGUUACUUUUGGCUGUGAAAGAAAACAGCUGUCCAUGCAUCAAAAGCAUUUUUCAGUUACGUUGUUCUUAAUAAUAAUAAUAAAAAACCAAGCCAAUAAAGA
Molecule: messenger RNA, 1568 nt
Organism: Fundulus heteroclitus (mummichog)
Lineage: Eukaryota; Metazoa; Chordata; Actinopteri; Cyprinodontiformes; Fundulidae
Gene: dcun1d2b
Product: DCN1, defective in cullin neddylation 1, domain containing 2b
Biological process (GO): positive regulation of ubiquitin-protein transferase activity; protein neddylation
Cellular component (GO): ubiquitin ligase complex
Molecular function (GO): ubiquitin-like protein binding; cullin family protein binding; ubiquitin conjugating enzyme binding
Source: RefSeq, a predicted model, not a curated record